Saccharomyces cerevisiae S288C is the source of this 714-nucleotide messenger RNA. It is a transcript of the gene HSP31, whose product is annotated as glutathione-independent methylglyoxalase. NCBI's taxonomy places the organism in Eukaryota, Fungi, Ascomycota, Saccharomycetes, Saccharomycetales, Saccharomycetaceae. The coding region runs from base 1 to 714 and encodes 237 amino acids. The transcript has a single exon. The record is from RefSeq and is marked reviewed. Gene Ontology annotation, biological process: cellular response to nutrient levels; methylglyoxal catabolic process. Gene Ontology annotation, molecular function: glyoxalase III activity. Gene Ontology annotation, cellular component: P-body.
AUGGCCCCAAAAAAAGUUUUACUCGCUCUUACCUCAUAUAACGAUGUAUUCUACAGUGACGGCGCCAAGACCGGUGUUUUUGUUGUAGAAGCCUUACAUCCCUUCAACACAUUCCGAAAAGAAGGUUUUGAAGUCGAUUUUGUAUCUGAAACCGGAAAAUUUGGUUGGGAUGAGCAUUCCUUAGCCAAAGAUUUUCUAAAUGGUCAAGACGAAACGGAUUUUAAAAAUAAAGACUCAGAUUUCAACAAGACAUUGGCUAAAAUUAAGACACCAAAAGAGGUGAAUGCCGAUGAUUACCAAAUUUUUUUUGCAUCUGCAGGCCACGGUACCUUAUUUGACUAUCCUAAGGCUAAAGACUUGCAGGACAUUGCUUCCGAAAUUUAUGCUAACGGUGGUGUUGUCGCAGCUGUUUGUCACGGUCCUGCUAUUUUUGAUGGGUUAACAGACAAAAAAACAGGAAGACCAUUGAUCGAAGGUAAAUCUAUCACCGGUUUUACUGAUGUUGGUGAAACCAUUUUGGGUGUUGAUAGUAUUUUGAAAGCCAAGAAUUUGGCAACCGUUGAAGAUGUUGCUAAAAAAUAUGGCGCUAAGUAUUUAGCUCCGGUUGGGCCCUGGGAUGAUUACUCUAUUACUGACGGAAGACUGGUAACAGGUGUGAAUCCUGCUUCUGCGCACUCCACUGCCGUAAGAUCCAUCGACGCUUUAAAAAACUGA